Messenger RNA from Serpula lacrymans var. lacrymans S7.9, 815 nucleotides. RefSeq lists its product as uncharacterized. Bases 469 to 711 code for a protein of 80 amino acids. The transcript has a single exon. Lineage: Eukaryota; Fungi; Basidiomycota; Agaricomycetes; Boletales; Serpulaceae. The record is from RefSeq and is a predicted model, not a curated record.
GGGGGAAAGAAUGGGAGCACGCACAUACACACUGGGACGCGUUGCAGUCACCCCGUAAUCUUAUCGCGCCUCUCCCAGCCUCGCCUCCAUCAAAUCGGAAUCGACAUUCGAUUCGUCGACUCAUAGCCCAUCUCAUACACAAUGCACUAUGCAAUGUCACCGUCGGACGCGCACCCAUAGGGCCAUACACACCCUCCGUCGUCAACCCGUCCAAGUCCAAGCUUACAGUACCACAGUAACACGCUCUCGCACACACGUUUCCCCCUCUCCAAAUAUACACACCAUCUCUAACGACCGUGCCCGCGGCGUCACUCGAGAGCCCAUUGGACAUCUGACCUCUCGACUCCGUGUUCAUUGACAUAAGUACCCCGUCCGUUCACAAGUUUUGACGCCUCAUCAUCCGUAUUCAUUGGCAAUGUCGGUUGUAAGGCUGAAACCGACGGUGCGCGCUGAGUAGAGCGAUUUCGAAUGUCUUUUUCCCUCUUUUCUCGUGAUACGGAGACACUGACAGUACAGCAUUCCAUCAUAUCUCCCUCCCCUGUCCCUCUGAGGCUGUCAAACUCUCAGCCUCUCAGACUCUCAGACUCUCAGGCCGCCCCCUCACACGCAUCCCGCACCCCAACACAGCCCUCGACAACACCCACCCAACCAGAACCGCAUCUCCCUCCUGUCACGGUCAACAACAACAUCCCCAUCCCUCCCAAACUCUAAAGUGUGCCAUCAACGACAAUGUGUCCCAUUAACGAUAAUGGAUAAUGAGUCCUAUUAAUGAAAAAUGAAAUGCAUCCCACUGCCACUCCAUGGCUGAACUGCCA